UUGUCAUAAUAUUUUAUUCAAUAGAAAGAGAAUUAGAAAUAAUAAAAUCUUAAGCCCCUCAACUCAAAUAUUUAUUUAUCUAUUCAUAAUCAGAUUCUGUCUAACAUACAGUUUUACAGGAAUUUUUAAAAUGGAAACACAACAAUUACUGAUAGUGUUAUGUGGAUCUGUGGUGUUGUCCUUUGCAUAUCUCACCAAUUUUUUACUUCUACAUCCAAGAAAAUUAAGAUCAAAACUUCAAAGCCAAGGAAUUAAGGGACCUUCUUCACCAUCUUUUUUUCUCCAUGGAAAUAUCAAGAAACAGGCAACCCCAGAAGAAAACAACAAUCAAGAAUUAGAACAAAACAAACAUACAUGGCCUUUCAGAGUGUUUUCACAUAUAAAACAGUGGCAAAUUGAAUAUGGAUCAAUAUUCAUGUACUCAUCUGGAACUACACAGAUACUAUGUGUAACUGAUGCAGAUAUGGUGAAAGAGAUAUCUUUGAACCAGGGAAAACCAUCUUACUUAUCCAAAGAUCAUGGUCCUCUUCUAGGCCAAGGCAUUUUCUCUUCAAAUGGACCUUACUGGGCUCAUCAGAGAAAGAUCAUUGCCCCUGAAUUCUAUCUCAACAAGGUUAAGGAGAUGGUGAAGCUGAUGGUUGAAUCCACCAGUAAAAUGAUGGAAUCAUGGGAUGAGAGAACAAGAAAUUCAGAAGGAAAAUCGGAGGUUAAGGUGGACGAUGAUCUCAAGAGUUUGACAGCAGAUAUAAUCUCAAGAGCUUGUUUCGGAAGCAGCUAUGCUGAGGGGGAACAAAUCUUCCUAAAACUUCAAACUCUUCAAAUGGUUAUGUCCAAAGUUCCCAUUGGAGUUCCUGGAUUGAGGCAUAUUCCAAGUAAACAUAACAGGGAGAUAUGGAGAUUGGACAAAGAGAUUAAAGCAAUGAUAUUGAAGAUAGUACGAGCACAGAGAAGCCCUACUUAUGAGAAAGACCUUCUGCAAGUGAUACUUGAUGCUGCUAAGAGUUAUGAAGAGAAUGGUGGUGACUGGCUACCAGCUGACGUUGCUGCUGAAAUGUUCAUUGUCGAUAAUUGUAAAAGCAUAUACUUUGCUGGCCAUGAGAACACUGGUCUCACAGCAUCAUGGUGUUUGAUGUUACUAGCUGCUUAUCCAGAAUGGCAAGCUCGUGCCCGUGCUGAGGUGCUUGAUGUGUGUGGUAGUAAGUUGCCAAAUGAUUCUAUGCUUAGACAAAUGAAAGUGCUGACAAUGAUCAUCCAUGAAACGUUACGUUUGUACCCCCCAGUAGCGUUUGUGGUGAGAGAAGCAUUGCAGGAUAUAAGUUUUAAGAGAAUUGAGAUCCCAAAAGGGACUAAUAUUGAGAUUCCAAUCCCAAUCCUGCAUCAGCAGCCUGAACUCUGGGGACCAGAUGCCUAUAAGUUCAAUCCAGAAAGAUUUGCCAAGGGCAUUGCAAAGGCUUGCAAAGUCCCAAGUGCUUAUAUACCAUUUGGCAUAGGGAGUAGAACCUGUGUGGGACAAAAUUUUGCGAUGAUUGAACUGAAGGUGAUUGUAUCGAUGAUUUUGUCUAGGUUUACAUUUUCGUUGUCACCAGGAUAUCAACACAGUCCUGUUUCUAGAUUAGUAUUAGAACCUGAGCAUGGCAUCUAUCUGUACCUCCAAAGAGUUUGACAUUAUUUCUCUUCUUUGAUAUUUGUUGAUGCCUGUAAAUUGUAAUCUAUUAAGUUUAAUUGACCUAAGAAAAGUUGAAUGAGUAGUUCUUCAGUCA
Molecule: messenger RNA, 1760 nt
Organism: Solanum lycopersicum (tomato)
Lineage: Eukaryota; Viridiplantae; Streptophyta; Magnoliopsida; Solanales; Solanaceae
Product: cytochrome P450 714C2
Molecular function (GO): iron ion binding; heme binding; monooxygenase activity
Source: RefSeq, a predicted model, not a curated record